This is a messenger RNA of Acanthosepion pharaonis, 597 nucleotides long. NCBI's taxonomy places the organism in Eukaryota, Metazoa, Mollusca, Cephalopoda, Sepiida, Sepiidae. The record is from the annotation of a GenBank genome assembly.
AUGAGUGCGGUGUUGGUGGCGACCAGUACUUAUUGGUCAAUGAAACACAGUGGCAGUGUAGCCUACUGGCUCCUUUUGUCUGCAGUUCUUUCUGGGAUUUCUUUCGCUAAUUUCGGAUAUCCGACCCCCAAAGCGAUGGCGGACGAAAUGUCAAAUUUGGCCAAACUUGACCGAUACAAUCUGGCCAAGAACCACGGUCCUCAAUAUCAUAUCAAUCUCUCUUUCUCUUUCUUUCUCUCUCUCUCUCUCUCUCUCUUCGUUCUCGCGCCCUGUCUGAGUUGUAUUGCGUUUAAUAUUACACUCACCAAUUUUGUAAAAAUUCGUAACGCGGGUUUCGGAUUAUUCUCUCUCUCUCUCUCUCUCUCUCUCUCUCUCUCUCUCUCUCUCUCCCUCCCUCCCUCACUCUCUCUUUGCCUUUUUCUCUCCCUGUUUCUUUCUCCCACGUCUGUUUCCAUAUACUCCCGCAUCCUUUCUUUCUUCAACAAGUCCUCACUAUCAUAUCAAUCUCUCUCUCUUUCUCUUUCUCUUUCUCCUUCUCUCUCUCUCUCUCUCUUUCUUUCUGCGUUCUUCCUUUUGUCUGAGCUGUGUUGCGUUUAA